AUGCCUCAGGACGCUAAGAACGCUUUCUACUCCGCCGAGUACCUCCGUACUCUGAAGACCAAGUACGAGCAGGCCACCUCCGAUCCCUGCCGCGGCCUCACCCUCGACGACGCCAUGAAGCACAUCGCCCUGACCGGCCGCAAGAACUUCUCCCGUGAGGACGUGAUGAAGUUCGACGACAACCACGACGACAACAUCAACUUCGCUGAAUACCUCAACAUGAUGCUCGCCAACGACGAGGAGAUGAAGUUCCAGGCUGCCAAGUUCAUGCCCUAG
Molecule: messenger RNA, 276 nt
Organism: Aspergillus heteromorphus CBS 117.55
Lineage: Eukaryota; Fungi; Ascomycota; Eurotiomycetes; Eurotiales; Aspergillaceae
Exons: 4
Coding region: 1-276 (91 amino acids)
Source: RefSeq, a predicted model, not a curated record